AUGGUGAUUUAUUCCAUCGUCCAUACCGAUUUGAAAGCUGGGCGCUGCUCCAACACCACUGAGGUUUGCUUGCUGAGGUUUUGGGAGGCCAGAAAUGUGAGGAAAACCGGUGAGUUCAUGAGUCUAGACACGCUCCUCAUCGACGAGAAUAUAAGCAUCUCCUUUCUGAUUAACGCUGUUGAAGAUUGGUUCUAUUAUGAUUGUCUAAAUUUUUUUUUGUCAUUUCUAACAAUCAACGAUUAUUCGAGGUUCCGUUAA
Messenger RNA from Eruca vesicaria subsp. sativa (arugula), 258 nucleotides. The record is from the annotation of a GenBank genome assembly. NCBI's taxonomy places the organism in Eukaryota, Viridiplantae, Streptophyta, Magnoliopsida, Brassicales, Brassicaceae.